AUGAUGGGCUGCAAGUCCAACUCACUCACUUGCCUGCAGGGAGGAAAGCCAGGGCUGCCGCUGCCCGCUGCCACUGACUCCACCGCCACGCUCAACAAGCUGGCCCUGGCCACGGGCGGGACUGAGAAAUCCUGGUACCGCUGCAUCUUCCCCUUCGGCAUCGUCUCCGUGGUCAUCGGCGUGGCAGCGACGUGCAUCACCUUCACCAUCAAUGGCCCACAGAUGGACAUUGCUAAGGUGGUCUCAGUGGCCACCUUGAUCUUCGGGAUGGGUCUGCUGAUGGCAGCCUAUGUGUGCUGGCGUGCCAAGCGGGAGAGGCAGCGCAAGAGGCAACGCCAGGAGCCCAUCUCCUUAGAGCAGGGAGCCCUAUGA
Melopsittacus undulatus (budgerigar) is the source of this 372-nucleotide messenger RNA. Its product is annotated as transmembrane protein 100-like. The transcript has a single exon. Lineage: Eukaryota; Metazoa; Chordata; Aves; Psittaciformes; Psittaculidae. Gene Ontology annotation, cellular component: plasma membrane. Bases 1 to 372 code for a protein of 123 amino acids. Gene Ontology annotation, biological process: cellular response to BMP stimulus. The record is from RefSeq and is a predicted model, not a curated record.